AAGACUCCGGCCCAGCUGCACAUGUCUCCCCCGGCGCGGGUAACGCGGGCCGCCAAGCUGUGGCUCCGGGCCGCCGGGGGGGGGGGGGGGGGGGGGGAACCAACUCCGCCGAACACAGCGAGGAGCUUGCGCGGCGAAGUUUGUCCCUCUGGAGGCGCCGUCCAGGUCUGCGCUCGGCCUGGGUCAUGUGAGCGAGACGCGCUCCGGGCCUGGGGCGCCGUAGGACGCGACGAGGUGCGGGAUCCCGGGCCGGGCGGCCGGCGGGAGAGAUGGAGGCGACCUUGGAGCAGCACUUGGAGGACACAAUGAAGAAUCCAUCCAUUGUUGGAGUUCUCUGCACAGACUCACAAGGACUUAACCUGGGCUGCCGUGGGACCCUGUCAGAUGAGCACGCUGGGGUGAUAUCUGUGCUCGCCCAGCAAGCAGCCAAGCUAACCUCAGACCCCACCGAUAUCCCUGUGGUAUGUCUGGAGUCAGAUAACGGGAACAUUAUGAUCCAGAAACAUGACGGCAUCACGGUGGCGGUGCACAAGAUGGCCUCUUGACAUGUGCCAUCAGUUCUCCAGCAGCCCGUCGCAGGGGCCAGAUCCUACCUAUGUUAAUUAUCUUGUAGGAGUAUUGAAGUUCCCGUAGUUAGGCCGUUUAUUUAGUGUACAUUGGGCACUUGUCUGUCAAUUUUAGAUUGAGUUGCUUUUUGACACUCAACAGACUGACUUAUCAAAAUAUUAUUAAGAAACGAUCAUGUUUUGAAGCAGCAGGUCCAGGUCACUUUGUACAUAGAAUUUGGUUCAAUAAAUCAUCAGAGGAAAAUGUG
Messenger RNA from Hyaena hyaena (striped hyena), 814 nucleotides. RefSeq names its product late endosomal/lysosomal adaptor, MAPK and MTOR activator 5 (gene LAMTOR5). Lineage: Eukaryota; Metazoa; Chordata; Mammalia; Carnivora; Hyaenidae. Gene Ontology annotation, biological process: cellular response to amino acid stimulus; positive regulation of TORC1 signaling. Bases 270 to 545 code for a protein of 91 amino acids. Gene Ontology annotation, cellular component: cytoplasm; Ragulator complex; lysosome. The transcript is spliced from 4 exons. Gene Ontology annotation, molecular function: guanyl-nucleotide exchange factor activity. The record is from RefSeq and is a predicted model, not a curated record.